Molecule: messenger RNA, 2246 nt
Organism: Anopheles darlingi
Lineage: Eukaryota; Metazoa; Arthropoda; Insecta; Diptera; Culicidae
Gene: Gen
Product: flap endonuclease GEN
Exons: 3
Coding region: 1-2244 (747 amino acids)
Molecular function (GO): four-way junction DNA binding; 5'-flap endonuclease activity
Source: RefSeq, a predicted model, not a curated record
AUGGGCGUGAAAGAUUUGUGGAAUCUACUUACUCCACACAUGGAGCGGAAGCCCUUGUUUGAACUAAGCAACAAAGUGGUCGCGAUCGAUCUCUCCGGUUGGGUGUGCGAAAGUUUGAACGUUGUAGAUUAUUUCGUUCAUCCCCGGUUCUAUCUGCGGAAUUUAUUCUUCCGGACCUGCUAUCUCCUACAAACGGGAAUAACGCCCGUAUUCGUACUUGAAGGUGCAGCACCGCCGCUCAAGUACGGCGUCAUCGUGAAGCGCAAUCAACUUCAGUUCCGCGGAGUACGCCCCAAAAAGGUUGCCAAUUGUGAUAAAGCGGGUGCAACAGCGGCAGCGGUGGAGAAAGCCUCAUCCAAACCUACGGAACAGAAACGUAACCGGUUCCACCAUGUACUGAAACAAUGCGAGGAGCUGCUGAGCGCGAUGGGACUUGUUUGUGUCCAGGCACCGGGUGAAGCAGAAGCCCUUUGCGCGUAUCUCAAUCGGGACGCGCUCAUCGAUGGUGUCAUUAGUCAGGAUUCUGAUUGUUUCGCGUACGGGGCCGUACGUGUGUUUCGCAACUUUUGUGCUUCCCAGAAUGGCGGUUCGGUGGACGUGUACGAUCUGGAACGUGCAAACAGCGCUGGAUUGCGUUUGGGACAGGAGAAAAUCGUUGCCAUGGCUCUCCUGUCCGGCUGUGACUAUUGCCCCGCAGGUGUAGCUGGUGUGGGCAGGGAAAUGGUCACUCGGUUGUUGAACUGCUACGACAAUCAAACGAUAUUACAGCGCAUCAGAUCGUGGCGCAAUACGGCUCAUAGGUUGACCGAGUUGGAGGUAAAGGUGGACGACAAAAAUGUUUGUCCAGAUUGUGGCCACAUUGGCAAGUUGAUGCAACAUCGCAAAGCCGGUUGUCUGGAUUGUCAUCGGUCGAUCGGAUGCGAUGAAUCCAAAUGGAAGCAACAACGUGCCAAUGUGAAGGCAGAACUGGAAAUCAAACGAAAGGCGCUGAAAGAUCCCGAUUUUCCGCACGAGCCUAUCAUUGAGGAAUUCAUGACACGGCCAUGUGAACUGCCGGCACUAGAUUUACAGUGGAAACAACCAAAUCUCGUGAAAUUUAUCAGAAGCAUGUCAUCGUACUUGCAGUGGAAUGAGCUCUACUGCUUUCAGAAGCUGCUUCCCCUUUUUACGCGGUGGCAAAUUCAAUCGGCCCAAAAUUCAUCCUCACCGACACAGUCCAAUAUCUUCCUUACGCCCGAUUACAUAAAGAAAAAACGUUCGCCCAAGGGUAUCGCAAGUUAUGAAAUCGUUUGGAAAGACGCGCUGGCGCUGUUUAAGGGGCUUAUACCGCAGGAACAAAUCGAUGCAUACGUAGGCGAGGCAGGGAACAGCAUCGAGAGUCUCUGGAGCACAAUCGAACCUCAUGAACUGGUGCUGAAUGCAUAUCCCGAUCUUGUCGACAAGUUCCUACAGUCCAAGGUAAAAGGAAAGCGCAAAAAAGCUCCAUCGAAAACCACUUCUCAGCCGCAGGAAUCGGGAAGCGAUAAACCGAAAAGAAAACCUUCAACGAGAGCGAAAAAGAAAGAUAAUGAUAAGAAUACGCAAACACUAUACGAUGCCUUUGUGCACAAACCUGCCGAGCUACAGCAAGAAGAUGAUGCGUGCGAUGAAAAGGAAAAUCAAGCAAAUCUACCCAACGAACUGUCGCCGCACGGUAUUGAUCAUUUGCUUAAUUUCACGGCCGAACUUGAAGCUAUUGCGGAGGAUCAAACUGCAAAUGAUACCUUCAACUCUUCCGCCUUGAUCGAGCGAUUGUGUCGCCCGAACUAUCUCCAAUUAGCUCUGGCCGAGUACAUGGAGCUGAUUGAGAUGGAAAAGAGAAAGGAAGCAUUGGAAGAUUUGCUUUCCAACACCAUGCCGCAUGCCCACAUGGACGUAGCGGAAAAUGAAAUGGAGCAGCAGGAUGGUAGCACGGUCCAUCGCCGCAUAGUCUUAAAGCAAGAUAUUCUAAACGCAUCGUCGUUGGUUGAUAGUAAUCAUCUCGAUCAAUCGUUAGCAGUAUCCAGGAAGACCAAACGGAAAAGUUUCUUCUUUGAACCAAUUAUUGUGCCCUGCGACGGAGAUGCGGAACAACCAUAUGGAAGUCCCGAAAUGGAUAUGUUUGAAUGUUCGCUUAUGCUCAAAGAUCAGAUUGUUAUCGAGCAUCAAGCGACCGAUGGUAACGAUACGGCAAAUCAAACGAUCAUCUACGAUAUCGAUUUCUAAAA